Messenger RNA from Oryza sativa Japonica Group (Japanese rice), 1543 nucleotides. RefSeq lists its product as uncharacterized. NCBI's taxonomy places the organism in Eukaryota, Viridiplantae, Streptophyta, Magnoliopsida, Poales, Poaceae. Gene Ontology annotation, cellular component: mitochondrion. The record is from RefSeq and is a predicted model, not a curated record. Gene Ontology annotation, molecular function: protein methyltransferase activity. Gene Ontology annotation, biological process: protein methylation.
GGCAGCUAAAAACUUCCUUAUCAACGGCUGCAGAUCAAAUUCUCGACCGCCGCGCGCCGCGCUGAGCCGUCCAUUCCGCUGGUGCUGUUCGGAGAUGCUGCCGCUGGUGCGCCCCGGCCGCGCCGCCCCUCUCCUCCGCCGCCUCCGCCGCCGCCUCCUCCUCCUCUCGUCGCCCCAAACCCCGUCGCCUUCCUCCUCUCCGUACAGCGUCAGCAGCAGCAAAGUCUCGCCUCUCCUCCUCCUCCUCUCGGCUCGCCCCUCGCCGUCCCGCGCCGGCGAUCGCGGCGCCUGGCGAGGAGUGAGCUCGUGCGGCGCCACCCGCGCGGUCGACGUCGGGGACGAGGCGGCGUCGUCGUCGGGCUCCCCCGCGGCCGCCGGCUCCGACCUCUCCUCGCCCUACCUCUCCGUCCGCAUCCGCUGCCGCAAGGAGGACGCUGAAGUGCUCUCUGAGUCCCUCUUGUGCUUUGGUGCUACCUCCGUCACCGUGGAUGACAUUGCCGCUGCCGGAAAUCUCGAUGAGAUCACCAUUACCUCCAUUUUUGCUCAUGGGGAAGAUGUGGGCUCGUGCGUAUCGAGUGCUGCAAGCUCAGCUGGAUUGGAGUACAAUCCGGUGUAUGAAAGCUCUGUAGGAAAGCAAUGUGAUUGGGUGACGGUUGUGCAGGAAACCUACGAGUCCACAAAAGUCAUUGAUGGUCUUUGGGUAAUUCCUAAAUGGAGAACUCCCCCAGAUCCACAGGCUAUCAAUAUAAUCAUCAAUCCAGGUCUGGCUUUUGGGACUGGGGAGCAUCCCACAACUAAACUGUGCCUUCUGCUUCUACGGGAAACAGUUAAAGGGGGUGAACGUUUCUUGGACUAUGGAACAGGCACCGGAGUUUUGGGAAUUGCAGCUCUGAAGAUGGGUGCGGCACUGUCCAAUGGGAUAGACAUAGACCCUCAAGCUGUAACCUCUGCUUGUGAAAAUAUGAUGUUGAAUGGUAUAGAUUCCAACAAAAUGCUUGUUUACUUGGUACCAACUAAUGCUCAGUCUGCAUGCUUUCCAAGUAAUAUUGACAAAUCAGAAGAGAACAGGCCCACUGGUAACCUUGAGUUGAAGUCGUCAAAAGGAUCAUAUGACAUUGUUGCCGCAAAUAUACUCCUGAAUCCCCUGCUGGAGCUGGUUGAGGACAUUGUUGGUUAUGCAAAAUCUGGUGGAAUAGUUGCUGUCUCAGGGAUAUUAAGUGAACAGGUGCCGAAAGUUGAAGAAGCUUACUCCAGAUACUUGGAGAACAUCUCAGUGUCAGAAAUUGAUGGAUGGGCCUGCCUUCGGGGAAACAGGAGAGCAUAGGGGUGCAAUUAUUUUUCCCAUUUCAGAAGCAGAUUGACCAUACUUCUGACAUUCAAGAGAAAUUUUCCGCUUAAUAGACAGUUUCGCUUAACUUCUUGACACAAUUUGGUGACAGUACUUGAAUAUUUAUAUUUAUGUGCUAUUUUGGACUAAGAUCUCUUCAUUGUACCCUGGCCCAAUGCAUGACUCUAAAUAACAGUUGCAAUUUUAAUCUUGAUA